Molecule: messenger RNA, 727 nt
Organism: Phytomonas sp. Hart1
Lineage: Eukaryota; Euglenozoa; Kinetoplastea; Trypanosomatida; Trypanosomatidae
Source: the annotation of a GenBank genome assembly
GCAUAUCUAAAAGCAUUUUUAAAAAGUUUUAUCUCACCAAGACAAAAAAAAAAUUAUUUAUAAAAUGGCGUCGGGUGCCUCAGUUAUCGCGUUUAAGUACAAUGGCGGGGUUCUUCUCGCUUCCGAUACGCUGCUUUCCUAUGGCUCACUCGCCAAGUGGCCGAAUAUCCCUCGCAUCAAAAUUAUCGGAUCCUACUCCGCGAUUUGCGCCACGGGGGACUACGCGGAUUUUCAGCACAUGUCGACCCUCGUCUCGAACAACAUCGAAUGCAAAAAAAUGUACUUCAACGUCGAUGAGCUCGGCCCGAGCGAGGUCUUUUCGUUUCUCCAUCGCAAAAUGUACGAAAAGCGCUGCGAUUUCGAGCCGUGUUUGUGCAGAUUUGUCUUUAUGGGCUGCCGGAAUGGCGAGACGUUCUUGGGCGGCGUCGACGACGUCGGGACGAGGUGGACGGAUGACUGCGUGGCGGCGGGCUACGGCGAACACCUGGCGAUUCCGCUCAUCCGAGAGGCGCUUGGGAAGAACCCAAACGGCUUGUCAAGGGAGCGGGCGAUGGAGCUGAUGAAGGAUUGUCUUCGCGUUAUAUUUUAUCGGGAGUGCCGGACUAUUAACAAGUUCCAAAUCGCCGAUGCCACGAAUGACUCGGUCACGAUUAGCGAGCCGUUUAGCGUGGACACGAACUGGGAACUGGAAGGGUUUUCGUUUGGAAAGACAGCCAUUAUUGCUUAG